ACCGCCACCGUAAAGAAAAGAUAUCUCUAACAUAGAUCUUUCCCCCUGCUUGAGAAGUCGACUGUUCUCCUCGGAGAGUUGUAGUACCCGGAAGUUAUGGUCGAGCACAAAAUAGAGAGCCCAGUUUGGACUUCAUCUCUGGCCAACUCUAGCCUAGAGCACGAACAGUCCAGUAUGAUCCUGGCGGUCCGGAGAACUGAUUUCCCUUUCGGUCUAUCUUUUUUCUGUUCGUGCCUCUCUAUACGGUCCAAGAAGCCCUUUCCUGCAUUCCAACCCGGUCAUGCGAUCUUGGCGAAAGUCCAGAAGAAGGAGAAUAUCGCUUCCACCAGGGUAAAGGUGACAUCGCGUAGUACUCACUGAGAGGCAGGCGCGAGAUACUGGAAGGGAAGGAAAGAGAAAGAGCAGUACUGUACGAUGGUGGUGGUAUUUAUGAAUGGA
Guyanagaster necrorhizus is the source of this 438-nucleotide messenger RNA. RefSeq lists its product as uncharacterized. The transcript has 3 exons. The coding region runs from base 175 to 360 and encodes 61 amino acids. NCBI's taxonomy places the organism in Eukaryota, Fungi, Basidiomycota, Agaricomycetes, Agaricales, Physalacriaceae. The record is from RefSeq and is a predicted model, not a curated record.